Plutella xylostella (diamondback moth) is the source of this 2950-nucleotide messenger RNA. Its product is annotated as proton-coupled zinc antiporter SLC30A2. The record is from RefSeq and is a predicted model, not a curated record. Gene Ontology annotation, biological process: response to zinc ion; zinc ion transmembrane transport. Gene Ontology annotation, molecular function: zinc ion transmembrane transporter activity. Gene Ontology annotation, cellular component: plasma membrane. Lineage: Eukaryota; Metazoa; Arthropoda; Insecta; Lepidoptera; Plutellidae.
UUUGUUGGCGCGGCGGAGUGAGGCAAAACGCGGCGAUAGCCUCGCCAGCGCGCAGUGCGACCGCGGCGGCUGUGCUAACAGCUGAUCUCACAGUUGCGUGUGAACAUGACAUCCAUAAUGUUAGACGAUAAGUUCCAAAACGACAAGUGCAACGGGCUGAGUGCCACCUUCGUGGAGAAGGGCGCGGUGAACUCGCGGAAUCGCUCCAAGAGUUUAUCGAGUGAUAAGCUGAACAACACCAACGCCGACCGCGCCGCUAUUCUGGAGGAUGUUGAAGCCCAUCACAUCACAGACAAGUCUGAGACGCCGGGCUGCCUCGUCCAGAAUAGGAUCACGGAUCUAGGCUCGCAGAAAAAGGAAAAUGGGUUCCACGACGGCAAGGCGUCGUACGGGACGGAGUCUCCCGCCAGGGGGCGCCGCGUCAUAUUCUGUGUCCACGGGAACCCGUCCACCGGCUGCUGCGCCGUCAUCGAGACCACGGCUGAUGGAGAGGAGCGGGAGAUCAGGAACGGGAGCAUCGCUGAGCUGCAACGACACUGCCACAAAUCAAGAAAUGAAGAAAUAGACAAGCGCGCCCGGAGAAAACUGAUCAUAGCCAGCGUACUGUGCGUCGUGUUCAUGAUAGGAGAAAUUGUCGGCGGCUACCUAUCAAAUAGCCUGGCGAUCGCGACGGACGCGGCGCAUCUGCUCACGGACUUCGCCAGCUUCAUGAUCUCCCUGUUCUCGCUGUGGGUGGCCAGCCGGCCCGCUACCAGGAGGAUGCCGUUCGGCUGGUACCGCGCAGAAGUCAUCGGUGCUCUCACGUCAGUGCUUCUCAUCUGGGUGGUGACGGGCGUGCUGGUGUACAUGGCGGUGCAGCGCGUCAUCACCCGCGAGUUCGAGAUCGACGCCACCGUCAUGCUCAUCACUUCUGCUGUCGGCGUGCUGGUUAACCUCAUCAUGGGUCUGACGCUGCACCAGCACGGCCACAGCCACGGCGGCGGUGGCGGCCACGGACACUCGCACGGCUCCAGUAAUCCCGUCCUUAACAACAAGGAGCGCAGCCCCGAAUCAGACGCGGAGAGCUCGAGCGGGCACGGGCACCAACACGCGGAGAACAUCAACGUGCGCGCCGCCUACAUCCACGUCAUUGGGGACUUCCUGCAGAGCUUUGGAGUCCUGGUCGCCGCUAUUGUCAUCUUCUUCAAGCCGUCCUGGUCGCUGGUGGACCCGAUCUGCACGUUCCUGUUCUCGGUGCUGGUGCUCAUCACCACCUUCAACAUCAUCAAGGACGCGCUGCUGGUGCUGAUGGAGGGGUCGCCGCGGGGCAUCGACUUUCAGGAGGUGGCCAACACAUUCCUGUCCAUCCCCGGCGUGGUGCGGGUGCACAACUUGAGGAUGUGGGCGCUAUCGCUGGACAAAACCGCGCUGUCCGCUCAUCUUGCUAUCCGCACCGGAGCCAGCCCGCAGAAGAUUCUGGAAGAGGCGACGCGGCUCGUGCACGACAAGUACAACUUCUUCGAGAUGACGCUGCAGAUCGAGGAGUUCAGUGACGUCAUGGAAGACUGCAAUCAGUGCAAGAUGCCGCAGUCAUGAGGGCUUUCAAACUGCUUCUGUGAGUGUGAGAAUUCUCAUACUCCUGCUAUGAAUUUGAGAAUUCUCAUGCAGGCGCAUGAGAGAGAGAUAUAUGCUAUGAAUUUGAGAAUGAGCGUAAUGUGGUUUAGCUUAGAAUUGUAUGUUUUGUGCAACUUUUGAAUCGUGACAUGAUGGAUGUUUUCUUCAAUUGGUAGGAUAGUUAUGAGCUGGAGAUUGUGUCAUAAUAUUGGGAUCCUCAUGUUGCGCAUCAAUUGUUUCCGAGUAUUUAGAUAUUACUUUAUCACCAUCAUCAUCUUCGUCAUAAUCAUCAUCAACUACGUUAUACGUAAUUAGGUAUUACUUAUCUACCCUUUACUAGACGUGUAUUGGUCAUCACGUUAUCAGCCGAGCGAGACUGCUCAAUAUUUAAUUAUAUGAUGGGUAUGAGUGAGAUGGGUAGAGUUUGCUCACUUCUUAUUUAUAACUCUUUGGACUUGUUAUCUAAAUACGAGGUAAAUUAGACCUUCAUAUUAUUACGGUAGCGGUCAUCUCUUGGUUCACUAGUACAGAGUUUAUAUUGCGAAUACUUAUUACACAAUUUAUAGUUGUCAUUGACCUCUUAUCAGCUAAUGUAGUUGAAGUCAACUGUAGCGUAAUAUGUAGUAUUCGGUCUGAUAACUACCGUUAUUCUCACAUAAUGAAAUCAGAAGCCUAGCAUCAAUCCAUGAGUGUGGUAAAAUUUUAUCAGUGUAAAUUGACAUGGCCCUGCAGCACAGGGCGCUAUUAAGACGUGACAAGAGUUCUCCGUCGCGCUCGCUCUUGAGGCAGCGCGAUGUGAGUGAGCUCGAAGGAAAACUCUUGUCACGUCUUAAAUGCGCCCCGUACAAGCCCUUCUGAAGCGGAUAAAAUAAGUAUUCGAUAAAACUAAUUCAAAAGUCGAUACUGACAUACAAAUUGGCAAAGCAACAAGAAACAAUAGAAAAAUUAUAAUAGUGCAGUAAAAACAUAAUUAUAAGACUUACGAUAGCAGGGUGAUUCAAUUUAUAUUAUAGAUUAUAGUCGAAUAACAAAUUGAAAUAAUUACGUAUAAUAAAUUGUUUAAAAUGGUCCAUAAAUAGUUAAUACAAUGAAGAAAUCGCAAAUAAUCAUUACAAUCCCGAAGAGACACAGCUCUCCGUUUUAAAAAGUUCCACUACUUUUGCUUCACCUGUAUAAAUAUUUCAACAAAAUAUAUUAUACUUACUUACUGAAAAUACCAAAGUUUCAUAUCUACUUACUAGAUGAUUUGUACUUAUACAUAGUUUGUGAAUCUUUGAUUUUAUUAAGACCUAUGCAAGGCGCAGUGCCAAGUUAAAACAUUUAAUUAUCUAUGAUAGAAUCCGAUGAAAUAGACAAA